AUGACCACAACUUCGUUUUCCGUUAGUCAUGGGGGAAGAAACUUUGAUAUUCUGACAGAUGAAGAAAGUGAUGCCAGUAUAGUUUCAGUGAGAAGAAAAUUUGAAGACAUUCACCUCCAGAAUCCACACGUAGAUAAUGGGAAAAAUCAAGAGGAAGUAAAAUUUCAAGUGGAUGUGAUAGUACAAGAUAAUGCUAGAAAAAUUCCCCAAUGGAUUACGGUAGCACCUCAAGGUUCAUUGGAAGGUCUUCAUUUAGCUUUGCCAGUGCAAGAACUCAUUGGCAACCAAGCUGGUGUUUGCAGAGGGAAAGUAGACUUGUCAAAUAAAUGUUCUUCAUCCAGACCUCUACCGUUACAACUUUCUGGUGUUCCCAUUUCACCAAAUACAGUAACCAUACCCAGACAUCAACCUUCUCCAGAACUGAAUAAAACUUGCUAUGAUAGUGUCUUGGAAGAAUACCAGUCUGCAGAUGAGGAAUGCUCCUGGAGCAAUGUAACUCUUGCAGACUUGUAUCCAGCCAUGGUAGAGAUACUUACAAGGGUCAUGAAAAAGCAGGCUCAGAGAAAAGUGUUAAAAUACAUGUUUGGGCACCUAAGGCACAAAAGAUGGCAUUCUGGAAGACCAAAGCUCAAUGUCACUGUAGACAAAAUAAGAGGGUUCAGACCUGUUAAACUGAGGAAAGCACUACCCAGCAUAUGCAGCAGCAGAAGUGAAGACAUCCAGAAUCAAACUUUCAGAAAUGAGAACAGAGAACUUUGUGAUGAUAAGCAUGCCAUUAAUAAUUUAUCUGGUCUUGUACCUUAUUCUUACGUUGAUACAAAUGAAAUUGAAAUGGACUACUCUGACUCAAGUUUAGAACAUCAUUUGUUAUCUGGAAAAGGCCAAAAAGUCUCCAAAAAGACUUUUCCUAAUGUUAUGGCUAGAAUGGGAGAGACGUUUCUAGUGGAAGAUGAGUUACAGAGUACUGUCUCACUGAAAAAUUCAAAAUGCAAAGAAAGUGAAGAAUUGGCUUACAAAUGUUCCUCGAGAUACCCUUUUAUAACAUCUGCUGCCAGUUCAGGGUCAACAGCACUUCAUCUGGUGAAAGAGAGUAAAACUCAAAAAAUUGACUUUCCUUGUGGUGAUACCACAGAGUUGUGUUUACCUACUUGCAGUUCCUAUGGCAACAAUAACACUUUUACACCUGUCACGAACUGUUCUCCUGCAAGAACAUCAAAUACUUUGCUCAUAAAUCCUGAAAAAAGAAUUUCUGAAGGACGAAUUUCUUUCCAGUGCAAACACUCAUUUUCCUCAUUGUCUACAAAGCAGAGUCCUUCAAAGAUGCCCCAGAAAUAUGAAGAUGCAUUUGAACAACUCUACUACAAACUGCGUUUUAAAGAAAUUGAAAAGCCUUUGGCAUUGACAAGACCUCUUUCAAAUUCACAGAAUCUUGAAGAGAAAGGAAGAUUAGUGAAGAGAUCUAUGAGCAAUUGUGUAGUGAGGAUGUUCCAAAACUUCCUGGGUUUCAGAGAGCUUCAAAUUUAA
Molecule: messenger RNA, 1524 nt
Organism: Charadrius vociferus (killdeer)
Lineage: Eukaryota; Metazoa; Chordata; Aves; Charadriiformes; Charadriidae
Exons: 6
Coding region: 1-1524 (507 amino acids)
Biological process (GO): CENP-A containing chromatin assembly
Cellular component (GO): chromosome, centromeric region
Molecular function (GO): histone binding
Source: RefSeq, a predicted model, not a curated record